AUCGGCGCGCCCGCCCCGAGUCCGCGCGGUUUCUGCCGGAGGGAGUCCGCCCCUUCGCGGUCAUGGUGCGCUGCGGUUGCGCGUGGCUGAGAAAGUAUGGAAAUUUCAUUGAUAACCUAAGAAUCUUCGCCAAGGGAGGAAGUGGUGGAAUGGGUUACCCUCGUUUAGGUGGAGAAGGUGGAAGAGGUGGUGACGUCUGGGUCGUAGCCCAUAAACAUAUGACUUUGAAACAACUUAAGAAGAAAUAUCCUCAGAAACGCUUUGUAGCUGGAGUAGGAGCUAACAGUCGAGUUAGUGCACUGAAGGGCUCCAAAGGAAAAGACUGUGAAAUCCCUGUGCCUGUGGGUGUUUCAGUAACUGAUGAAAAUGGCAGAGUUGUAGGAGAACUCAAUAAAGAAGAAGAUAGAAUUUUGGUUGCUAAAGGUGGCCUUGGUGGUAAAUUACACACAAAUUUCUUACCUUUGAAAGGCCAGAAGCGAAUAAUUCACCUUGACCUAAAAGUUAUAGCUGAUGUAGGCCUCGUAGGAUUCCCAAAUGCUGGAAAAUCCUCUUUACUAACUCGGGUUUCCCAUGCAACACCUGUGAUUGCUGAUUAUGCAUUUACAACACUAAAGCCUGAACUUGGAAAGAUUAUAUACAAUGAUUUCAAACAGAUUUCAGUAGCCGACCUCCCAGGUCUGAUAGAAGGAGCACAUAUGAACAAAGGAAUGGGCCACAAGUUCCUCAAGCAUUUAGAGCGAACCAGACAACUGCUCUUUGUUGUUGAUAUUUCGGGAUUUCAGCUCUCUUCUGUAACUCCGUACAGAACUGCCUUUGAAACAAUAAUACUUCUUACAAAAGAGUUGGAGUUAUACAAAGAGGAACUGCAGACAAAACCUGCACUCUUGGCAGUUAAUAAGAUGGACUUGCCCGAUGCCCAGGUUAAGCUUGACGAACUGAUGAAGCAGCUCCAGAACCCCGCAGAUUUUCUGCAUUUAUUUGAAAAAAGCAUGCUUCCAGAGAAGGCUGUGGAGUUCCAACAUAUCGUCCCCAUCUCCACGGUUACUGGGGAAGGGAUUGAGGAGCUGAAGAGCUGUGUCAGGAAGUCGCUGGACCAGCAGGACAGCAAAGACAGCGAUGCACAUCAUCGGAAGCAGUUGCUUCGUUUGCAGGUUUCCAGUGGAGCAUCUUAGAGGGAGCAUGCCAGAGCGUGCUGUCCACUUCCGGAGAGGGCAGCGUUUAAACCUAGUGCAAGGUGUUGGUUCUAACGAAGAAGGAAAUCAUGUUAUUUAAAACACAGAUGAGGGCUGGAGAGAUGGCUCAGUGGUUAAGAGCUCUUCCAGAGGUCAUAAGUUCAAUUCCCAGCACCCACAUGGUUGCUCACAACCAUCUGUAAUGAGAUCUGGCGCCCUCUUCUGGCAUGUGGGCGUAUAUGGAGGCAGAAUGUUGUAUACAUAAUAAAUAGAUAAAUCUUUAAAAAAAACACCAAAAAACACAGAUGAGCCUGGAAUGCACUAUGUUCCAAGAAACAAGACAAAUGUCACAUGAUCUCACUUACAUGUGGAAUCUUAAAGAAAAAAAACUGGACAGGUGGAAAUCCUGAGAAGUGAUGAUCAUUAGGACAGGGAGAUAAAGGUUAAGAGGUGUUGCUCAAAAGAUACGAAGCUUCAGUUGAGCUCUGCAGAUCUGUUGUGUAGCUGGUUGUUUAUGGUUAGAACAAUGUAUCAUAUUUUGAAAAUUUGUAACAAAGUAGGUUUUGCCGGGAAGUGGUGGCG
This is a messenger RNA of Microtus ochrogaster (prairie vole), 1754 nucleotides long. It is a transcript of the gene Gtpbp10, whose product is annotated as GTP binding protein 10. Gene Ontology annotation, molecular function: magnesium ion binding; GTP binding; GTPase activity. Lineage: Eukaryota; Metazoa; Chordata; Mammalia; Rodentia; Cricetidae. The record is from RefSeq and is a predicted model, not a curated record. Gene Ontology annotation, cellular component: mitochondrion.